Messenger RNA from Suillus clintonianus, 1782 nucleotides. Its product is annotated as FMN-dependent dehydrogenase-domain-containing protein. Gene Ontology annotation, biological process: lactate metabolic process. Lineage: Eukaryota; Fungi; Basidiomycota; Agaricomycetes; Boletales; Suillaceae. The record is from RefSeq and is a predicted model, not a curated record. The transcript is spliced from 12 exons. Bases 228 to 1688 code for a protein of 486 amino acids. Gene Ontology annotation, molecular function: L-lactate dehydrogenase (cytochrome) activity; heme binding.
ACUCGGAGUAACUUGACUUCGCGAUGUUUAUAGCAUGCUAUCUGUUCUUUCUGGUCUACUAACAUGUUCACAUUAACUUCCUCAAGGCACACCUCAUGUUGCUGCACUAGGUCACGUACAGUCUUGCUCGCGGCCAGUCGGCCCGGCAUCGACCCAUGCGUUUAAAUAUCGCAAUCCUACUAUACUAAUCUGGGCUUUACGGUCUCUCCACAUUUCCGUCACGAACGAUGCCGGAGUUCACUCUUGAACAAGUCGCCCAGCAUAAGACUACCAGCUCCUGCUGGGUCAUCAUCCAAAACAAAGUUUACGAUGUGACUGACUUCCUCUUCGAUCAUCCCGGAGGGGGGAAUGUCAUCCUCAGAUACGCAGGACAGGAUGCUACUGCUGCAUAUGUACCUAUCCACCCAUCAGACGCUUUGGACAAGAACAUUCCUCCGGAAAAGCACCUCGGUACUUUAGACAGCCAGUCAAUAAAUCGCCUAAAGGAAGUUGGGAAGAACAAGGUUCAAACUAGAGAUGAGUUACGUGUUCAAGAGGCGCUCAAGAACAAGCCACCACUUCAGAGAAUCGUCAAUGUCGAGGACAUGGAAGAGGUUGCGAAGAAAAUUUUGCCGUACAAGGCCAUGGCUUACUAUUCUUCAGCCGGGGACGACUCUAUCACGCACGUAGAGAACGGUCGCGCCUUUGGCCGCUUCUUUUUCCACCCUCGGGUUAUGAAACCUGUUUCCGGAAGCGAUACCUCAACGACCAUACUUGGUUAUAAAAGCACGAUACCCGUUUACAUCAGCGGUGCAGCAUUAGCCACAUUAGGCCACCCAUUAGGCGAGGCCAAUCUUACGCGCGGUGCCUAUAAGACUGGCAUUAUACAAAUGGUGUCCACCAACUCUUCUCUAUCUUACGCACAGAUUUCCGCUGCGCGUCUUUCCCCAGAUCAGCCUAUCUUCUUCCAAUUAUACAAACACGUCAACGAUGCAACCGCUGAGAAACGCAUCAGAGAAGUUGAAGGAUUAGGCUACAAAGCAAUUUUCUUGACAGUCGAUGCUCUGGUUCCUGGUAAUCGCGAGCUGGACAUCAGGGCACCGCAUUAUCUCGAGGACUUUGAGAAUCAAGGUCUGCCCACUCAGAGAAAGGCGGACGAGGACCAAGGUGAGACUGACCGACUUGGUACCGCUGGUGGACUCGUCAUAAAGAACGAUGCUGACAUGACGUGGGAAAAGACGAUACCAUGGAUACGAAGCAUCACGAAGUUACCCAUCGUUAUCAAAGGCAUCCAAUGUGUUCAGGAUGCUGUUCUGGCUUGUGACGCUGGUUGUGAAGGUAUUGUGCUAUCGAACCACGGAGGCCGUCAAUUAGAGUACUCUCUGCCACCAAUCGAGUUGUUGUACAAGAUACGACAACAACGCCCUGACGUGUUUGAGAGGACUGAAGUGUACAUCGACGGAGCAAUCCGCCGUGGAACUGAUGUCGUUAAAGCACUGUGUAUGGGUGCAAGAGCUGUCGGUUUGGGACGUGCGUUCCUUUACGCCCAAAGUGCAUACGGUGAGGCUGGUGUGGUUCAUAUGGUGCGUAUCCUUGAACGCGAAAUCCGCUUUGGGAUGCAGUCGCUCGGCGUCCGAAAUGUCAGGGAACUUGUACCGCAGAUGGUCGAGCGUGUCGACUGGCAGGCAGUUUCCCGUGCGAAGCUGUAGAUGACUGCAGUGCUCCUACAACAUCCUGUCGUGUGAUAUAUCUAUUGUGUUAGUACUUAUACCUUGUAUAAAUAUGGAGUCCCUGUCAUCUGGA